Melampsora larici-populina 98AG31 is the source of this 642-nucleotide messenger RNA. RefSeq lists its product as uncharacterized. Lineage: Eukaryota; Fungi; Basidiomycota; Pucciniomycetes; Pucciniales; Melampsoraceae. The record is from RefSeq and is a predicted model, not a curated record. The coding region runs from base 1 to 642 and encodes 213 amino acids. The transcript is spliced from 2 exons.
AUGUGGCGGAAACUGAAGGAAAAAUCGAAUAAAAUCAAUUACAAGUCCACUAGAAUGUUGCAAGCAAUCAAAUUCGCGGAAGAGAAGAAACUAGCUGAGGAGGCAAGAGCGGCGGAGCAAGCAGAAGGAAGAAAGCGUAGAGCGGAAUCGAGAACAGUCCAAGCAGGUGGCUCUCAACCGGCGAUCCCCGGGACAUUGGACACUCGAGACGAACCGCAGUUAGAAGGCCCCUCAACCUUGACGACUACCGGGGGUGGAGUGACCGAAAUCGAAGGAGGAGGUGACCCUCUGGGGGAAGAGGUUGAGGAGAAGGAAGAUGCUCAAGGCCUGACCCACACGGAUCCUGGUGAAUCGUUGGGCGAUGAAGAUUCCGACUCAGAUUCGGACGACUCGUUCCUGGAGCAACGCAAACCCGCUUUGAAGGAGCGCAAGAGCCCCAAGAAGAAGAAGGGGAAAGGGAAGGGAAGGAAGGUGUCAUCAGAGUCAUCCUCAGAAGGCGAGGUGUUGGAAUGGAAGAAGGAGAGAGGGUAUGGCUCACUUAUAGAGAGAGACCAGGCUGGUGGACUCGAUUCACUCUGGGAAGGCGAAAGACGUGAGGAAGCUGAGGAGAGAAUUGGAUCUCUGUCAGCUGGAGAUCGAUAA